CUCAGGUCUGGACUCGACUCUUCUUCUACCCCCAUUCGUCUCGCUCCGGGUAGUCGCUUGGUCUGCAUACAACUCACUCCACCUCUUCUUCUGUCCUGUCCACCAGUUGCAAAAGCUGGAAAUUGAGUCGCAGAUUGCUCCCAACAACUUUGAGGGGUUAAUUUUUAUAUCGGAAAGGAAAUUUCCCAUUAUGCAAACCGACUUCUACUCCGCAGGUAGCAUGGACCAUACAGGUGAUGAAUCAACGAAAGUGGCUCGCCGGUUGACACAACAGAUUACAGACGGUCUGGCCGAGCACCAAAGAGUUGGGAGUGAUGUAUUCGGAGCAGUUUAUCAGGAGGACUGGGACUCUAAAGUUAAUUGGGAGCCUCAAUAUGAGAAGGAGAGGAAAUCCGAUGCAACAAAAUCUAUCAGGAUGGACGCAAGAAAUAUGGCACCUAAUGUACUGGAUGGCAUAAUACUUGAUGAAACCGCGGGGCCGAUAAGUAUACCGCUGGCAAUUCUACAACAGAUAACAGAUAAUUUUAACGAUAGCCUAAAAAUCGGUCAAGGUGGUUUCGGAGUCGUGUAUAAGGGUUUUAUUCAAAGUGGGUGUGUUGCUGUCAAGAAGCUUUUGAACAGCCACACAAUCAAAGAUGGGCCAUUUUAUCGUGAGACGAGUAUUCUGAUGAGUGUCAACCAUCCAAAUAUAGUGCGCUUUUUGGGAUACUGCUCUAACACAGAGAAUACAGCGGUUAAAUUGGAUGGACCAGGAAUACGUGAGAAGUACAUUUAUGCCGAGAAUAGAGAAAGAUUGCUAUGUUUCGAGUAUAUCAGUAAAGGAGGUCUUGACAAGCAUGUCACUGAUGAAUUAAGGGGACUUGAAUGGCAUACACGCUACCGAAUUAUUAAAGGGAUUUGUGAAGGUUUGCGGUACCUACACAAGGAAAAGAAUAUUAUUCAUAUGGAUCUUAAACCAGCCAAUAUACUGCUGGAUGAUCUUCUUAUACCAAAAAUUACUGAUUUUGGUAUCUCCAAACAACUUGAGGAAAAAUCACAUGCUAUUACUAUGGCACGUUUUGGGUCAAUGGGAUAUUGCGCUCCUGAAUACUUAUACCAUGGCAUAGUGUCAUUCAAAGGAGACAUAUUUAGUUUGGGAACUAUAAUUAUGGAUCUCGUGAGUGGGCGUAAGGAAAAGCCUAACAUAAAAAAUAUACUUAGAAGAUGGAGGUACAGGUGGAAUAAAUCAGGCAAGUAUCCACCACUGGGAUCAGAGCAAGUAACCAAAUGCAUUGAAAUUGCUGCACUCUGCAUGUCAUACGACGUGAAAAAGAGACCUGAUAUAUUGGAUGUAAUCAGUUCUCUUAAUGAAAUGGAAACUACGACUGAGCAUAUCGGGCAGGCUGGUGAAUCGUCAGUUGGCCAGGUGACAAGCCCUUACGACUGGGAGCUGCUUGGUAUUGACCCGCUCGAGCUGCAUUUUCCCUUCGAGAUAAACAAGCACAUAUCGUGUUCACUUGAGCUAAGCAACGCGAGAGAAGACUGCGUCGCCUUCCACAUCGAACCGCCAAGCACACGGCACUACCGGAUAGAGCCCAACAGAGGCAUUGUACCACCUCAAUCCAGGACAAAUGUCAUAGUAACAUUGGAAGCACAGGAGAAGGCGCCACAUGAUAUGCGUUGCCAGGAUGAGUUCGUCGUGAGGUGCACCAUUGUGAACGAGGGUCUCACGCCUGAGAAUGUCAGCCAAGACAUGUUCGAUGAAAAGUCGACAGGCCUGGUCGAUGAGGCGACUUUGACGGUUGCCUUUUGAAAUGCCACUGAAGAAGCUCUCCUGGAAGCGUGUAGUGUGCCCAGAAGUUGUACACUGCUCUCAGUUUCGAAUUAAUUCAAGUUCUGUCUUUACCGAAUACAAGUAGAAUAAAUGUUAUUUAGUAGCACAAAAACCGGUUGCACAUUUGGAAAAUGUGCAAUUUGUCUAUAUUAAAAGUAUAACAUUCCUAACAAAA
Triticum aestivum (bread wheat) is the source of this 1988-nucleotide messenger RNA. Its product is annotated as cysteine-rich receptor-like protein kinase 6. Gene Ontology annotation, biological process: protein phosphorylation. The record is from RefSeq and is a predicted model, not a curated record. Gene Ontology annotation, molecular function: protein kinase activity; ATP binding. Lineage: Eukaryota; Viridiplantae; Streptophyta; Magnoliopsida; Poales; Poaceae. The transcript is spliced from 9 exons. Bases 191 to 1792 code for a protein of 533 amino acids.